Messenger RNA from Funneliformis mosseae, 1398 nucleotides. Lineage: Eukaryota; Fungi; Glomeromycota; Glomeromycetes; Glomerales; Glomeraceae. The record is from the annotation of a GenBank genome assembly.
AUGUCCAUUAAAAAUAGAUUCUCGGAGAUCAUGUUUAUGCAAAAAACCUUAAACCCGCGCGGGGGGUUUGUAAUAAGUCCGAGACCAUUUGUUCUACCGGAUAAGAGAAAUCGGGCAAUUAUCGAUUCGAAACAAGCCGAUAUUUUAAUAAAGUAUCUCGAAAAAAAUCCAAAUUUAGAAUUAGAUUUUUCUGACAAGUAUGGAUAUAUGGAAUAUAAACCAUUUUCUGUAGUUCCUUCGGCAUUUUCAAGUUGGGGGUUAACUGAAGAGUUAAAUAUUAAGCCUGAAAUUUCUGCUCCAGGACAACUUAUGCUUUCAUCUUUCCCAGUCAAUUUAUCACCUUACGUGGUAAUGUCUGGAACAAGUUUUUCUUCACCGUAUAUCGCAGGCAUAGCGGCAUUGUAUAUUGAAUCAUUUGGAAAACAGUCUUUUGAUCAACUAAAAAUCGCAUUUAUGAAUUAUGCUGUACCACGUAAAGAUCGUAACCAUUUACUAGCCCCGGUAAUCAUUCAAGGCGCAGGACUCGUUGACGCGUUUAAUAUGUUGAAAGCAACCAGCUUUGUCUAUCCUCCAAAAAUUAAUUUGAAUGACACUGUUCAUUUUAAUGGAAGUCACAAAUUAAAUAUUUAUAAUAGUGGAAGAAAAGAGAUGAAAUAUAAGUUAUCGCAUAUUCCAGCUCCAAGCAUUAACGGAUACAAUAACACUUCGCCAAGAAAUUAUAUAAACUUGGAAUAUUUUACAAAACAAAAUCAAUACGCUAACGUUCAAUUUGAUAAUGAUCAAAUAGCCGUACCACCUCGAUCAAGUGUUGAAGUUUCUGUAACAUUUAUAUCACCAAGAGAACUACCCAUGGAUGGACAUUUUUUUUAUAGUGGAUGGUUAGAAAUAGCUCCUUUGGAUGAGAACAUGUCCAUAAUGACAGUUCCUUAUGCCGGGUUAGCUGAUGAUGCAAGAUCUCUUCCAUUAUUUCAGACACCCACCUUUCCUGCACUUGUUAGUUUGUUUGCCAAUAAGACAAUUGCUCGUAUCAAAGAAGAGGAUCCAAUUAAAACAUUCACCUUAAAACUUCUUAAUGAAACCAUCGGAUUAUAUGAUUAUCCAUCGGUAGUUCUUAAUCUUGCAACUCCGACACAAAUGAUUAUUACCGAAAUACUUGAUGACAAACAAAGUCUUUUAGGAUGGGUUAAAAAUUUUACUGGAAUUGAAUCUAAAAAACUUCAAAUAGAACGAGUUUCAUGGGAUGGACUUAUUUAUAAUAAAGAAGAAUUCGGUAUCCCCGCUCCUAAUGGAAAUUAUUUUUUAAGAAUUAAAGCAUUAAAAAUGUUUGGUGAUAUUAAUAACAAAAAAGAUUAUGAAUCUUGGGUUAGUAUUAAAUUUGCAAUUAAGAGAAAAGCAUGA